This is a messenger RNA of Schistocerca piceifrons (Central American locust), 712 nucleotides long. RefSeq lists its product as uncharacterized. NCBI's taxonomy places the organism in Eukaryota, Metazoa, Arthropoda, Insecta, Orthoptera, Acrididae. The transcript has 5 exons. The coding region runs from base 1 to 687 and encodes 228 amino acids. The record is from RefSeq and is a predicted model, not a curated record.
AUGACGAGACUUUUCGAAGGAAACAAAAAAUACGACACAACAGGUAUUGUGAAACCAGGAGCAACAACGAAAAACAGAAGCAAUGCAUGCACACUAAUAGCUCUCCUGGUAGCUCAUCAGUGUUACAAAGAUAACAUAAAUAUUUCACCAGGUGAACAGCGCCUGAGCUCUCACAUUAUUACUGCUCUGGCAGAAAGCAUAAUGGAAGGAAAUGAAAUACAUAGGCAACUUUUGCAAAAAGGAAAUUUGCAAUAUUUAAAUAUGACUGUACCAGAGGCAAUGGCUGCUGCGAAGAGCAAAAUAAAGUUUAUCACAGAAUGGAGAAGCUAUGUUUAUCUACUUGACCUUGGAGCAAGUCUUUAUGAACAGAUGAAUGACACAUUGGCAGACUGGUUUAGAAAUCCUCCAGCUCGCAAGGGAUCAGAACUGUUUGUCAUUCUUAUUGCGGAAAAUAGAUCUGUAUUAUUUGUGUUUCAAAAAGACCAGAAUAAGGUGACACUUAUUGACACACAUCAACAUCUGAACCAUGGUGCUGUUAUAGCUCAAGUGGAAACUCCUAAUUUAGAGGCAUUAUGUGCCUGGUAUGCUGUACUGCUAAGAAAAUGCUAUGCAGCACGGCCUGAAUGUUAUGAACUGAGUUUCUUAUAUUUUAAGAGUUAUGAGGCUGGUGAGAUGACAGCUGGUUAGCAGCAAAAAACACUUAAUGCACAUA